Molecule: messenger RNA, 1644 nt
Organism: Nanorana parkeri
Lineage: Eukaryota; Metazoa; Chordata; Amphibia; Anura; Dicroglossidae
Gene: OLFML3
Product: olfactomedin like 3
Exons: 4
Coding region: 148-1395 (415 amino acids)
Biological process (GO): signal transduction
Source: RefSeq, a predicted model, not a curated record
AAAGAAAUGUAGCCAGGAAUUCCAGAGCUGUGAGCUGGAAGCAACGCAGGAGAGCACAACUGUGCCCAAACUCUUUUUCACUAUUAGUAGGAGAACAGCCUUCUGGAAUAAGAAUUUCUUACAAAUCAACCACGGAGGGAGCCAAAGAUGGCUGGGAUUGUGGCCUGCGUCCUCCUUUCCCUUGUCACCAUGGUACAUUCCCAAGUACAGACAGCAUUUCUGGAAUACAUGCAAUCAAGAAUGGGAUCUGUAGAGGAAAGAAUUGCACAAUGGCAUGAUCAUAGCAGCCGCUACAGUUCAGAACUUCGAGAUUUCAAGAACCAGGUACUGAAAAUGCUGGAAAACAUAGAAAAAGAGAGAGAGGCCAUGAGAAAUGAGGUGGAGAGCACAAAUGUACGUGUUGACCGGCUAGAGAGAGAGGUGGACUACCUGGAAACUCAGAACCCGGCACCGCCAUGUGUUGAGAUAGAUGAAAAACUGACAGAACUACAAAUCAAGAAGAAGAAAAAUGAAAAAUAUGAGAAACUCACAGGUUGCCCCAAGGCUGAGAUCGCUGACAAUGUGGAGCCAGAUGUGGAAGAGAGUCCUCCUGUCAACCGGAAGUCAUACUGCAGUGACACCGUUUCUCAAGUUAAUGCCAUGAAAAUACUGAAACGCUUUGGGAGCUCUGCUGGCCUUUGGACGAAGGACCCCAUAGGGAAUUCAGAGAGAAUUUAUGUCUUUGAUGGUGCUGCAAAUGACACUUUUUUUGUGUUUCCCCGCAUGAAAGAAUUCACUCUUUCCACUUCAACACGCAAAGCAGCUCGGAUCAAACUCCCUUUCCCAUGGAUUGGAACUGGGCAUAUUGUUUAUGGAGGCUACCUUUAUUAUGUUCGACAAACAGAGGAAUUUCAAGUUAUCAAAUUCAACUUGGCAAACAAAACAGUGGAUGAUAGUGCUGUAUUACCAAUCGAAGAUCAAGUACCAGUUUAUGGUUUAUCCAAGCAUAACUACAUAGAUAUAGUAGCUGACGAAGAAGGUCUAUGGGUCAUCUAUGCUACCAGGGAAAAUGAGAAAAAUAUAUGCUUAGCUAAACUGGACUCCAAAAACCUUGGCAUUGAGCAGAUGUGGGAUACUCCAUGUCCGAUAGAAAAUGCAGAAAGUGCUUUUGUGGUCUGUGGUACUCUCUAUGUAGUGUAUAACACCAAACUCCCAAGUCGCUCUCGUAUACAGUGUAUCUUUGAUGUCAGUGGCACCAUAUCCAGUGAAAAUGUACCAGUUGUUUACUUUCCUAAAAGGUAUGGGUCCCAUUCCAGUAUGAAGUAUAAUCCUAAGGAUCGGCAGAUCUAUGCUUGGGAUGAUGGUUACCAGAUCAUAUACAAACUGAGCAUGAAACCCAAAGAUGAAUUGCAUUAGAAAGAUCAGAAUAUAUUGUUCUUUAUUGUAGCCGUUGUCAUUUAACGAUGCUAACAUGUAUUGGGUAGAACACAUAAUGCUCUAUAAACAAAUAAAACUAAUUUGGGUAGAACUGCAGUUUUAUUUAAAACACCAGUGCUGCUUCAUUUGUGCUACCCCGUACUUUGUUUUCUGACAUCAAAAUCACUGAACUAUCAAAGUCUCAAAAUCAAAACUCAAACUGUAUGACAUUCAUGCUACAAAUUAGGA